This is a messenger RNA of Nestor notabilis (Kea), 840 nucleotides long. RefSeq names its product suppression of tumorigenicity 13 (colon carcinoma) (Hsp70 interacting protein) (gene ST13). NCBI's taxonomy places the organism in Eukaryota, Metazoa, Chordata, Aves, Psittaciformes, Psittacidae. The record is from RefSeq and is a predicted model, not a curated record. The annotation marks the transcript as partial. Gene Ontology annotation, molecular function: Hsp70 protein binding. The transcript is spliced from 10 exons.
AGUAUGGGAGGCACAAUACCACCUGCUCCAGCCAAUGCCUCCACAGAGGAGACAAGAAAGGGUAAAGCAGAGGAACAGCCAGAGGAGCCAGUUAAACCACCUGAACCAGAAAGUGAAGAGAGUGACUUAGAAAUUGACAAUGAUGGAGUGAUUGAACCAGACAAUGAUGACCCACAAGAAAUGGGAGAUGAAAAUGUAGAGGUAACUGAAGAGAUGAUGGACCAAGCUAAUGAGAAGAAGAUUGAAGCGAUAAAUGCUCUUAGUGAAGGUGAACUUCAGAAGGCUGUUGACUUGUUCACAGAUGCUAUCAAGCUGAAUCCUUGUUUGGCCAUCUUGUAUGCUAAGAGGGCAAGUGUUUUUGUGAAACUACAGAAGCCAAAUGCUGCCAUUAGAGAUUGUGACAGAGCCAUCAAGAUUAAUCCUGACUCGGCGCAGACAUACAAAUGGAGGGGGAAAGCACACAGACUGCUGGGUCACUGGGAGGAGGCUGCUCAUGAUCUUGCAUUAGCUUGUAAACUGGAUUAUGAUGAAGAUGCUAGUGCCAUGCUGAAGGAAGUGCAACCAAAAGCUCAGAAAAUUGCAGAACAUCGCCGAAAAUAUGAGCGGAAGCGUGAAGAAAAGGAAAUCAAGGAAAGAAUGGAAAAGGCACGGGAGGAGCAUGAGAGAGCACAGAGGGAGGAAGAAGCAAGACGACAGGCAGGAGGAGCUCAGUUUGGUGGUUUCCCAGGUGGCUUCCCAGGUGGAUUUCCUGGGGCUAUGCCUGGAGGCAUGCCAGGAAUGGCAGGUAUGCCUGGUGUCAAUGAAAUUCUCAGUGAUCCAGAAGUCCUUGCUGCCAUGCAG